Messenger RNA from Prorocentrum cordatum, 360 nucleotides. The record is from the annotation of a GenBank genome assembly. Lineage: Eukaryota; Dinophyceae; Prorocentrales; Prorocentraceae.
AUGCGUCCCAAAGUGGGACACAUGCCGGGGUUGCGGAUCCAGCAGGAGGAGGAGGAGGAGGAGGAGGAGGAGGAGGAGGAAGGGCCCAUGGGAGCACGAAAGCGGCGAAGUAUGCCGGGGUCCCCGAAAAAUCCCCUCGGCGGCGUUUGUGGACGAGUCCACACCUCGGAGCCCCGAGGCGGGGCUGGCGAGGCGUCGCCCAGCGCGCCCUCCCCUCGGCGAUGGCAUGCGGGGGCGGGGUGGAGGGCAGCAGCUUCCGCAGUUGGGCUCUCCGACGCUGGGAGGCGCUGGGGCGCCAGCGUGUCAGGGAAAAUGCCCGGCGGCGGGGGCGAAACCAGCCGCACACGGCAGUCGUCGUAG